AUGUGCCAACCACGGCUUUCCUCGGAACUCAAAAAUACAAUACCCCCCUCCUACCCCCCCCCAAAAAAAAAAAGAGAGAGAGAAAAAGCUAAUAAAGAUAACGCAAAAGACGGCAAAGCCCCCCCCCACACACACACGUUUCUGGACACGUGCUGUGCGCACGCACCGUACUGUCCUUAUUUUUAUUUUACCGUCAGACGUGGCAAUGUACUACCCAAUAAAGUUGGAAACAGGGAUGGUACGUCUUUCCAUAAAGAAACCCAAGUAGUUACGGUUAUGCGCGAAAGUUUUGGAUCGACGGAGGUGGUUGCCUACAUGUCCCCCGAAAGUUAUGGUAAAGACCGAACCGUCAAACGUAACACGAACAUAUCACCGAAACAAUAUAUGAGGUGGCCUCCACCCUGCCCUCCGGAACAUGGAGUCGGGCGGUCUGCGUUUAAGUGUGAAGACCGCACCCCCCCCCCCCCCCAACAACCCUGCCGCCGGAUGCCGACCCCAUCUCAAGCCCCUGGAUCCAAGGACCGCGAACGAAGCAGCGAACCAUCCUGA
Trypanosoma brucei brucei TREU927 is the source of this 549-nucleotide messenger RNA. RefSeq lists its product as hypothetical. The transcript has a single exon. The record is from RefSeq and is a predicted model, not a curated record. Lineage: Eukaryota; Euglenozoa; Kinetoplastea; Trypanosomatida; Trypanosomatidae. The coding region runs from base 1 to 549 and encodes 182 amino acids.